GGUUUGUCUGAAGGUGAUGACGUAUUUUUAGCGCGCCUCGCCUGCCUAAACCGAGAGCGGAUGUUGUGGUGGUAAACUGUAGCUACUCUACGCGCUCAUUACCGCUAAUUUAACGGUCGUGAUGUCUCAACAAGCACAACAGACGCUGCCCUCCGCCCCUGACUCACCAGCCCUGGUGGUCUCCGGUAACGUGCAGAAAUAUGCUAUAAAGAAGAAAAAGGUCCUCAGUGCCGAAGAAAGUGAGCUGUUUGAGCUCACUCAGGCUGCAGGCAUCACUGUGGACCAGGAGGUCUUCAAGAUCAUAGUGGACCUGUUGAAGAUGAACGUGGCUCCUCAAGCGGUCUUCCAGACUCUGAAGGCGAUGUGUGCAGGCCAGAGGGUUGUUGAAAGCGGCGGCGGCGGCGGGGAGUCUUCAACCGUCUCCCACACAACUAGCAUCAACACAGCGCCGACAGAAGCCAGAGAAGAGGACUCUUUGGUUUCUGGAAAGAGCCCUAAGCUUCCCGCAGCUCCCCCCGCAGCGUCUGGCCCCAGAGCUACAAGGGUCAACACUAAGAUUGUUGUCUACGGCCCCCAAGACGCUAGCUCUCCUCACUCUCAAGUGCGCAGUAAAGCCGGAGCGAGCCACGCCGACAAGAGCAGAGAAGCUUCCAGCCAGCGAGUGCAGCGGCAGUCCAGCGCCACCAGAGGGCAGAAGACCAAGAGCUCCGGCAGCAGCAGUUCCUCCUCACAGAUCAACUCCACAUAAGAUUCAAAUCAGCGUGAGACUGUCUGUAAAUAUGUAGUUUUUGUUACAUUUAAUUUAUGUGUACGCUUUAAUGUCUUAGCUGUUUUAAAGGGUCGGUUCACCUAAAUUACAAAUGUUUUAGUGUGAAAAAUGAUCUACAGAACUAUUCACACUGAAGCCUGUGAGAGGAAACAGAUAUCUUAAACCCUUAUAAAAUAAAAUACCUGCAAGUGUAAGUGAGGAAAUAUUUCUUUUGUAAUGUGGGUAAACAAGUCCUUUUAAAAUAUCCAACAUAAUGUAA
Messenger RNA from Thunnus maccoyii (southern bluefin tuna), 1028 nucleotides. RefSeq names its product mitotic spindle organizing protein 2B (gene mzt2b). The record is from RefSeq and is a predicted model, not a curated record. The coding region runs from base 122 to 748 and encodes 208 amino acids. The transcript has 5 exons. Gene Ontology annotation, cellular component: spindle; centrosome. Lineage: Eukaryota; Metazoa; Chordata; Actinopteri; Scombriformes; Scombridae.